This is a messenger RNA of Strongylus vulgaris, 258 nucleotides long. The record is from the annotation of a GenBank genome assembly. NCBI's taxonomy places the organism in Eukaryota, Metazoa, Nematoda, Chromadorea, Rhabditida, Strongylidae.
AUGGCAAAUUUCGCUGCCGCUUGUCGUGAAGCAAAUGCUGAAAUAAGUGUUUGGUCGAUACCUGUUCCUGGCUCAGCGGAUUCGGAGUACGUUUACGGCGAGAUUAUCCAUGAUUUGUCCGAAGGCCCUCCAAGCGGCGAUCAGACUUUGUCGCUUUUAAUAGAUGACGAAAAUGGCACUGUGAUUAAGCUAGACCUUAGCCGGAUGAGUGAAGUUAGCGUAUUUCCUGGCCAGGUUAGCAUGAGAUUUUUUUUCUAA